This is a messenger RNA of Orbilia oligospora ATCC 24927, 843 nucleotides long. RefSeq lists its product as uncharacterized. The coding region runs from base 1 to 843 and encodes 280 amino acids. NCBI's taxonomy places the organism in Eukaryota, Fungi, Ascomycota, Orbiliomycetes, Orbiliales, Orbiliaceae. The transcript has 2 exons. The record is from RefSeq and is a predicted model, not a curated record.
AUGCCGUUUAACUGGGAUGUACUUGAUCACGAGGCCCUGAGUGGCAUAGGCACUGCAGGUGAACUCUGGGAAGCCGAGCCUCAAGAUCAAUACCAAAAUUUCUCAGAUGAUAUGAAAGCAGAAGAGGACAAUAAUCCACAAAGGAUUGAAGCCACAGCACCAAUCCCAACUGGAGUUUGCCCACACUGUGGUAGCAAUCUCAUGGGCGAACAAAAGCCGAGCGAAGACGCAUCUACCGAAUUUGAAGUGUUAGUCUACACGGAUUGUAAUAGAACUAGCCCACAGAGCUCUCCAGCAAGCACAACACCGAGCUCAUCCUGUUCUGUAGAUAUCAAGCCCAAUGAUCAAAUUAUCAUUGACUUGACUCUUUCUGACGACGAGGGCGGUCAUGAAGCUGAUUCCGAUAGUGUUCGAAUCAAUCCAUAUACCGGUAAACGCGUCAACCGCUGGACGGAAGAUGAAAAAACCGACUUGUAUGUUCUGAAACUUGCGUAUUCAGUCAACAAUGAAGAACUUAGCAGAAUUCUCAGCCAGAAACACCAAAAAUUCCGUGGGAAAAACUCGGUCGUGGCGCAAUUUACGGAGUAUAGAUAUACGGCACUCAAUAAAAAGUUAUAUCUAGAAGUCGCAACAGCUAUCAUCAAUGAUAAGCUAUACAAAUAUUCCAGUUUUACCAGUGGGCUCAAAAGCGCGGCUCGAAGGGUCGGUGUUGCGCUGGUACUGAGAAGGAAAGAGGAUAUUCGCAUUGCAGAUACUCCCCUAACAUGUCGAAACACCAGGAGGGAUCGAGGGCCUGAUGACGAAAACAGCGAUAGUGACUCUUCAGUCUCUUCAAGCAAGUAG